UGUUCUGUGCUUCACCACUCGGCAAUGGCUCUUUGGUGCUCGAAAUUCUUUUUUGCUGCUCUUUCUGAAAUUCUUUUCUCAGCUCAACAUUGUGUUUCCACAAAAGCUCUUCGCUCCCGCUCAAUGGCACUCACUUUGGAAAUUUUAUUCGUUGUCUUCCUCCUUAACAAUGUCGCCGGAGCAGAAUAUUUCGCCGGAGACGAGACACGGGAGGAUGAUGAUAAAGUGACAAAUUUGCCCGGACAACCACCGGUGAAUUUUAGUCACUAUGCUGGUUAUGUGAAGUUAAGACCAGAAGAAGAGAAAGCACUAUUUUACUGGUUCUUUGAAGCUCAAGAGUCUCCAUCGGAUAAACCUCUUGUGCUUUGGCUUAGUGGAGGACCUGGUUGUUCAUCUGUUGCUUUUGGAGCAGCACAAGAGAUUGGUCCAUUUCAUGUAGAUGACCCUGAGCAUAUUACCUUCAACAAAUUCUCCUGGAAUAGAGUCGCCAACGUCAUAUUCUUGGAAUCACCUAUUAGUGUGGGUUUUUCUUACACUAAUAAUUCCGAUGACUUAAGCAAGAUCGGAGAUCAAGUGGUUGCCCUUGAUAACUAUGCUUUUUUAGUUGGUUGGUUUAAGAGAUUUCCAAGAUUCAUAUCCCAUGAAUUUUAUAUCAUAGGAGAGAGCUAUGGAGGACAUUAUGCUCCACAACUAGCUGAGGUUAUACAUGAAGGAAACAAAAAUGGCACUUACAUAAAUCUUAAGGGAUUCAUGAUGGGAAAUGCUGUGAUCAACGAUGUCACAGAUCUGAAAGGCGUAUUUGAUUUUGCUUUGUGCCAUGCCAUAAUUUCAAAGCAAGUAUAUGAUGGCAUAAGAGAGAAUUGCGAUUUCAUGGCAAAAAACAACACAAAGGAAUGUAGUUGGAAAGUGGGCAAAUUUUUGCAGGCCUAUUCUGACAUAAAUAUAUUUAGUAUUUACUCUCCCGUCUGUCUCAUUGACUAUGAAAGACCAGUUUCAAGUAUGCUUGAUGUUGCUCCGUAUGCUGUCUCAGAAAUUGACCUCCAGAAUAUGAUUCCAACAAUGGGUUACGAUCCUUGUAAAGUUAAUGAUGUGGAAAAGUAUUUCAAUAAGAAGGAUGUUCAGAAGGCCAUUCAUGCAUACUUCCCUAACAUGUCUGAUCCCUACACCCUAUGCAGCACUAAAAUUAAAAAAUGGAAUGAUUCACCGAUCACAGUUCUCCCAGUGAUUCAGAAACUCUUGCGUGCCGGUUUACGCAUUUGGAUGUACAGUGGAGACACUGAUGGUAGAAUUCCAGUGUUAUCAACGAGAUACGGUUUGCGAGAGCUGAAACUGAAUGUAACGAAAGAGUGGAGAGCUUGGUUUGAAGGAAGAGAAGUGGGAGGAUGGGUGGAGGAGUACGAGGGUGGUCUCACUUUUGCCUCUAUUAGAGGUACUGGCCACUUCGUUCCAAUUUAUAAACCACAAGAAGCUCUUUCUCUCUUCUCCCACUUCCUCUCUGCUCAACCACUUCCAUCGUCUCGCUUUUGAUUCAUUCCACCGUCUUUAUCCUUUUACAUUUACUCAUAUUCAAGAGAAAUUAUCAUCAUCACAGUCCUAAUUUAUGGAAUAUA
Molecule: messenger RNA, 1610 nt
Organism: Vigna unguiculata (cowpea)
Lineage: Eukaryota; Viridiplantae; Streptophyta; Magnoliopsida; Fabales; Fabaceae
Product: serine carboxypeptidase-like 35
Biological process (GO): proteolysis
Cellular component (GO): vacuole
Molecular function (GO): serine-type carboxypeptidase activity
Source: RefSeq, a predicted model, not a curated record